Messenger RNA from Miniopterus natalensis, 1747 nucleotides. The record is from RefSeq and is a predicted model, not a curated record. NCBI's taxonomy places the organism in Eukaryota, Metazoa, Chordata, Mammalia, Chiroptera, Miniopteridae.
AUCGUCUGCAGCUCCCGGGAGGCGCAGCGGGUGCAGGAGAUCGCGGCCGCCUGCCAGGACCAGAUGCGCGAGGUCCUGGGCUUCCUCGACUUCUUCUGCCGCUGGCAGGGCCGCGCCAGGCGGGCCGAGGGCGCCGCCAAGGUGAGCCAGGCGGUGCUGAGGGCCACGGUUCAGAAGCUGGCCGAGAGCCUGGAGUCCUGCACGGGCGCCCUGGACCGGCUCAGCGAGCAGCUGGAGGCCGCCGUCCGGCUCCGCGCCGGGCCCAGACGUGGCCGCGACCUCAGGGUCUCCGCGGACCAGCCCUCGGCGUUGUGUUUCUGAGAACAUCCUUUGUCCUAAUGACCGAGGGCAGGAACCAUCCCUGUGGGUGCUCCGGGUGUGCAGCUCCCGCAGGGAACCGCCAUCCUGCGUUAGGAAGGGAAUGCAAAGGAUGGGAAAGAAGUGCGGGGCUCUCAGCCCUUCUCGGCCCAUCCCUGUGACAUUCUGCUGGGGUCGGCGGCCGAGGACUGUUUCAUUUCCUGAUCCUGGUGGACUGUGUGACCCGAAAACUAUUUCUCCUUUAUCAAAACCAUCCAGCCUUCACGUCGCUGGGCGCUCCUGUUUUAAGUUGUUGGGUGGUCCCUGCCCCUGCCCCAGUGGUUUGAGCUGAGGCUGAAAAGGGUGCAGACAUGGCCACCCUCUGGGUCCCCUCCAAGCCCUGCUAGGCUUGGAGGCCCUCAGAAUGCCUGUGUGAGGAGACACGCGCUCUAAAGCCUCUCUUCCAGAGUUUCUGAGCACAAAGACCUCCAGGGUCCAGAGCAAAGUGACCCCCUCCGAACAGUGUAGGAGGGGUCAGCACCCAAGAGAGGCCCCUGGCUCUGGCACGCGGUCCCCUCCCCUCCCAGCUUAUCCACUCAGGGGUCCGUCCUGGGGAUGGAGUGGACCUUCCUGGGUGGCUUCAUAUCCAGACUCUGAGAAGGGAAACCAACCAGUCCUUUAAGUGCUGCCCCUUGCAGGAAGAAGCUGAGACCAAGGAAUAUGACAUAACAGCUUCAUUUACUGACAUCAUAGUGUAGAGAAGAGAGCAAUGGCUUUGAGUUAGAUAGUCCCGGGUUUAUUACAAACUCUGUCACUACUGUGAGACUUGGCUUCCAGGUUAGUAAAAGAGAGAUGCUAAAACCUUACUCUGUUGUGAGAAUUAAGUGAGAUCAAGUGCCUAGCACAAUGUCUGGCUCACAAAGAGUGGCCCCUGGACUGGCAGCAUUAGCAUCACCAGGGAACUUGUUAGAAAACAAAUUCUUGGACUCAACCCCAGACUUAGGGAAUCAGAAACUCUGGAGGUGGGGCCCAGCAACCUGUAUUAAGCAGGCCCUCAGGGUGAUACUGAUGCCUACAAAGGUUUGAAAAACACUGCAGCAGAUGUUAGUUUCUGAUCCCCUCAGUGAGCUUUCACUAAGUCUUAGGCCCUCUUUAGGAGCCCCAUGGUCUUCAGAGUCAUUCACUGAAGGUCAAGGACACACUAUGUCCCAGAAGUAAAAGGAAGUGUGUGCACUGGUCAAUGCAUCCUGGGUCACCUCCCCAUCAUGUUAACUAAGGGAUGUAACACAAUAAGCCCUUUAGAGGGCAGUGUUGCCCACUCAUUGUAGAUACUGGUACCGAAGGGAAUGUGAAUUUAUUGGAAAUUGACCUUUGUUACCUUCUCUGAAAACUGCUAGACCUCGUAUUUGUUUAAUUUAUUUUAAGUUUUUAAUUUAAUUACUGUUUCUUA